Culex quinquefasciatus (southern house mosquito) is the source of this 1452-nucleotide messenger RNA. RefSeq names its product sodium channel protein Nach. The transcript is spliced from 10 exons. Gene Ontology annotation, molecular function: ligand-gated sodium channel activity. Gene Ontology annotation, biological process: sodium ion transmembrane transport. Bases 1 to 1413 code for a protein of 470 amino acids. NCBI's taxonomy places the organism in Eukaryota, Metazoa, Arthropoda, Insecta, Diptera, Culicidae. The record is from RefSeq and is a predicted model, not a curated record. Gene Ontology annotation, cellular component: membrane.
AUGACAGCGAGUAGCUCUAAGCGGGAGCGGCUCCCAUCGCCGGAAACUCCGGCUGAGGUCGGAGAACAUACGCAGUCCAAACUUAUCAAAGUGCUUGCCGUGGAAGGCUUGCGAAAUGUGUUUGAUCCGCGAAAGCAUCUGACGGAGAGAGUCCUGUGGGUGUUCCUGAUCGGGUUCGCCGUGUACGGGGCGUUCUUCGUGGGUCGCUCCCAGUGGGUCCGGUUCCAGGCGAGCCCGACCGUCAUUCAGCUGGACAAAAACUACCGCGAGUGGGUUGGCACGAUGCCAGCGGCAACAGUUUGCUUCCACAACCGGUUCGAUCUGGGCAGGGCCCGCGACUACAUCGUGAGAAAUAACUUAUCUCUCCAAACCAACCAAACCCACAUCAACGACCUGUUGGAACUGGCCGAAGCGCUAGUCUCCACGACCGCACCAGACUUCAGCGCCCUGACUCGCUUCGCACACCAGCGCCACCUUCUGGACUCCGUGGAUAUCCUGCAGCUGAUUGGUGCCGCCCAUCCGGAGUACGACACGGAUGUGAACAGUUUCGAUCCCGAGUACAAUGGACUGCCAAUUAGACAAAUUAUAACGGAACGUGGCAUCUGCUACGCACUCAACGCACCACUUGCCAGCACGCUGCAAGUCACCAAUUUGACGGGUUCGUCGGAAAAAACGGUCAACCAAAAGUCCGCGACUUGCGCUUACACCAAAAACCAGUGCUACAUGAAAAUCGACACUUACGAGUCGACUAUUUCGUUCAUCAUCCAUUCUCCAACCGAGCUUGUAACAAGUGAUACUCCCUUCACGAUGAUGGGAACCUCCGAAGAAGUUGUAGUAUCGUACGAAGUCCAAGAAACUGUCGCCAGCAACCGGUUGCGGGACCUCACAGUAAAGCAACGCAAUUGUAUCUUCAACGACGAGCGCCACCACGGCUUGGAGUUUUACAGCUACAAUCUGUGCGUCAUGCGUUGCCGGGCGGCCAAAGCGCUGGAACUGUGCCAUUGCAAGCCUCACUUUUAUCCCUUCGUAGAUGGACCCACGUGCACCGUGGCCGGCCUGCUUUGCCUAGCGGAGCAACCUUCCGGGCGUUGGUACGACGAGAAGCUGUCCUGUCGGUGCCUGAAGCCGUGCACAGAAAUUGUCUACAUCCUGGUUGGGACGACCCAAAACCAGUGGAGAGCCGAGGGUGGCAUUCCGUUCAAACAGAGGACAUCCGUGCGGUGGGAGAUUCUGCAGCCCAAAACGCGACUGCUCCGAGAUGUGCUGUUCAGCUUUGAAGAUUUAUUGGUUUCGUUUGGUGGAGGCUUUGCACUUUUUAUUGGAAAGAACGUAUUUACGCUGGCAGAACUGUUCGAUUUUAUGCUACAUGAAGUUAUGGACAAAAUACACCGAUGGUUUCAAACAAGGGCAUAAACAACUUCUUUUUAGCAUGCGAAAAAUGUUAGUAUUGUG